GCCUGCUGUGCCGGUAUCCUGAGGAGGACCACGAGUCGUUUCCUCUACCCGAGUCUGUGCCCAUGUUCUGUCUGCCCAUGGGCGCCACCAUCGAGUGCUGGCCCCACCACACCAAACACUCUCUGCCGGUGUUCUCCACCUUUGUUCUGACCGGAGCCUCUGGGGAGAAGGUGUAUGGAGCUGCUAUCCAGUUCUAUGAGCCUUACCCGGAGGAGGAUCUGACCGAACGUCAGCGCUCUCAGCUGGGCCUGUCCUGCUCCAGCCUGGGUCCUGAUGGCAGCAGUCUCUAUGGCAACAAGAGCAUCUGCCUCCUGUCCCACUGGCCUUUCUUCCAGUCCUUCAGGAGCUUCCUCACAUUCCUCUAUCGAUACUCCAUCUCUGGACCUCAUGCUCUGCCCAUCGAAAAACACGUCGCUCAUUUUAUGUUAAACGUGCCCUUUCCGUCCAUCCAGAGACCUCGGAUUCUGGUCCAGUUGUCUCCUCACGACAGUCUAAUCCUAAGUCAACCUGUGUCCUCCCCUUUGCCCCUCAGCGGGGGGAGCCUGUCCACUCUGCUGUUGAACCUGGGGCCUAAGAACGCAGCCACUCUGCUGGUGCUGGCAGUCACAGAGCACAAGAUCCUGGUCCACUCACUGCGUCCGGCUGCCCUGACCAGCGUCACCGAAGCCCUCGUCUCACUGAUCUUCCCGUUCCACUGGCCCUGCCCCUACAUCCCCCUGUGCCCUCUGGCUCUGGCCGAUGUCCUCAGCGCCCCCUGCCCGUUCAUCGUGGGCGUUGACUCUCGCUACUUUGACCUUUACGUGCCCCCCGCGGACAUCAGCUGUGUGGACCUGGAUACCAACACCAUCUCUCAAAAAGAUGACAAAAAGGCGAUAACGUGGAAGCUGCUGCCGCGGAGAGCCUGCAAACACCUCCUCAACUGUCUGAACAAACUGUAUCAGCAGCUCCUUCAAG
This is a messenger RNA of Periophthalmus magnuspinnatus, 954 nucleotides long. Its product is annotated as C-myc promoter-binding protein-like. The record is from RefSeq and is a predicted model, not a curated record. Gene Ontology annotation, biological process: regulation of Rab protein signal transduction. The transcript has 7 exons. Lineage: Eukaryota; Metazoa; Chordata; Actinopteri; Gobiiformes; Gobiidae. Gene Ontology annotation, cellular component: cytoplasmic vesicle. The annotation marks the transcript as partial.